Ylistrum balloti is the source of this 1242-nucleotide messenger RNA. Its product is annotated as orexin receptor type 2-like. Bases 1 to 1242 code for a protein of 413 amino acids. NCBI's taxonomy places the organism in Eukaryota, Metazoa, Mollusca, Bivalvia, Pectinida, Pectinidae. The record is from RefSeq and is a predicted model, not a curated record. Gene Ontology annotation, molecular function: G protein-coupled peptide receptor activity. The transcript has a single exon. Gene Ontology annotation, cellular component: membrane. Gene Ontology annotation, biological process: neuropeptide signaling pathway.
AUGGGGGAGGUUCAUUACUCCAACGGAACCCUGGCUGAGCCCAUGGAGUAUAACUUCACAAGAAUAGCCGACAUCAUCUGCAGAUUUGAGUACCCAUCCGAGCCCUUAGGAACCGAGUCUAUCGCCAUUAUAUGUAUGCUGGCUGUAUUCAGCGUUAUAGGAACAGUAGGAAAUGUACUCGUCAUAUAUGUUUAUGCCCAGAGAAAGGAUCAUUUGACGUCAUCAGUUUUUAUCUUGGCUUUGGCGGGAACCGAUUUCAUCACGUGUUUAAUUGUAAUCCCAUAUACUAUUGUGGCCAUAUUCGAGACUUAUGUACUGCGUUUUGAUGCCGUGUGCAAAUUUUACAAUUUUCUUAUCACAUCGAACGUGCCCUUGUCAGCUUUCAUCAUGGUGGCCAUUGCUGUGGACCGUUAUAUAUGUAUAUGCCAUCCGUUCGUUCACAUAAUGACUGUUCCCCGCGCUAAAACGAUCGUAUCUCUCCUAGGAGCUUUUGCGUGUGUCCUUGGUCUGAUAACAGCUCUCCACUAUGACGUGUAUCAGACAUUGCCGGACAUCUCUGCUUUCUUGUCGAAUGGGUCAAAUCUGGAACAGUGUGAAAUCAUAUACACUGGCGUUUGUCAGCCCACCAGUAAAAUCUUGAAUGACUCCUUUCGGGAAGUCUAUCAGAAAAUUUACGCGUCGUUUUUCCUUAUUUGCGUGUUGCUCGUCAUUGGCCUGUACUCGCUGAUAUACAGGUCGGUGAUUUCGCGCCGAGCGAAAAGACAGAAACAGAAAAGAGUGAAACAAUUUUCGACCACAAUGGUCCAGACGGAUGAAACAGCUCACGUGACCGUGAAUAACACCAGUUCGCAAACUAUGUCCGGUACUGAUACCACCACUGUUGACAUGAAUGUGGAAAUCAAAGAAAACGGAACAUGUUCGAAGGCUGUGACACAAAAACUCAAUAAUGGCGAGACUGUGCCACUGAAAUCGGCGCCACCUAAAAAUACGAUGAAAGAGAAAAAAGACCAUAUCCUGCUUGCGAAUAUUAAGAUGGCGAUCAUGCUUUGCAUUGUGACUGUAGUUUUCAUCAUAGCAUUUCUACCAGCUUGGCUGAUGGCCUUGCAAUGGAUAACAUACAAUGAGUUCGGAUUUUAUAUUUAUUUCAUUUACAAUGUGGCAAAUCCUGUUAUUUACGCGUUUAUGAACCCAACGUUCAGAAAUGACCUUCUAAAACUGCAGUCUUGUUGUAAGGAGAGGUAG